AUGGGUUUGGCAGCUACAAGAACCAAACAGCGGUUUGGUUUAGACCCCAGAAAUACGGCAUGGAGUAACGACACCUCGAGAUUCGGGCACCAAUUUCUAGAAAAGUUUGGAUGGAAACCCGGUAUGGGUCUGGGGUUAUCCCCCAUGAAUUCGAACACUUCGCAUAUCAAAGUGUCAAUUAAGGACGACAACGUUGGGCUCGGUGCUAAAUUAAAACGUAAAGACAAAAAAGACGAGUUUGAUAAUGGUGAAUGCGCAGGGUUGGAUGUCUUCCAGCGAAUUCUUGGUAGGCUGAACGGAAAGGAAAGCAAAAUAUCAGAGGAAUUGGACACGCAGAGAAAGCAGAAGAUUAUUGACGGAAAAUGGGGUAUCCAUUUUGUGAAGGGUGAAGUUUUAGCAAGCACGUGGGAUCCAAAGACUCACAAGUUAAGAAAUUACUCCAACGCGAAGAAACGAAAGAGGGAAGGAGACGAUAGCGAAGAUGAAGAUGAUGACGACAAAGAGGAUAAAGACAGUGAUAAAAAGAAGCACAAGAAGCACAAAAAGCAUAAGAAAGACAAGAAAAAAGACAAGAAGGACAAAAAGGAGCAUAAGAAACAUAAAAAGGAAGAGAAGAGAUUGAAGAAGGAAAAAAGGGCGGAAAAGACCAAAGAAACGAAAAAGACGUCAAAAUUAAAAUCUAGUGAAUCUGCAUCCAAUAUCCCCGAUGCGGUAAACACAAGACUAUCGGUGCGCUCCAAAUGGAUAAAACAAAAGAGGGCCGCGUUGAUGGACUCCAAGGCACUGAAUGAGAUCUUUAUGAUAACAAACGACUAA
Molecule: messenger RNA, 816 nt
Organism: Saccharomyces cerevisiae S288C
Lineage: Eukaryota; Fungi; Ascomycota; Saccharomycetes; Saccharomycetales; Saccharomycetaceae
Gene: PXR1
Product: telomerase inhibitor
Exons: 1
Coding region: 1-816 (271 amino acids)
Cellular component (GO): nucleolus
Molecular function (GO): nucleic acid binding
Source: RefSeq, marked reviewed